UGGGGCUACAGCGGUACCCCCGCCCCUUCCAUCUUCGGCGCUCUACCAGUCCACGCCAAUUUUCUCCCUACACGCCCUUCGGAAUUUGUGGCCUACCAUAUCGUCGGACUCAAUCCCAAUGUCCUCAACGCUUCCGUCGUCGGACCAAGCCCACAUUCACAUACCGCCUUUCGAAUCAUAACAGACCCUGCGCAACCCAUGCGCACUAUUUGGCGGGACUCGCACCGUCGCACCGUCGCGAUUGCCGACUGGGAAGGCCACGCAAUCGUAGAGAUGCCCGGGCUCUUCCCUCGGCAACCUCUGCGCAACUGGCUCAGGCUUUCUUCAGAUCGCUCUUCGAGGUACAUGAACGUGCGCGGGGUCCAAUACAUAUGGGCUCCUGUUGACCAAUACAUCUGCCUCUAUUAUACCCAGAGCGGAAUGUCGCAUAUUCUUGCUCGGGUCAGCGCACUGAGCACGAGCAUCAGCAUAGAACUGACCCAGCAAGCUAUACAAUACGGGCUUCUUGAAGUGUGCAUCCUCAGCGCAUCUGUAUUUCUAUCGGGUCAAAGCAUCGACUAA
Messenger RNA from Heterobasidion irregulare TC 32-1, 561 nucleotides. RefSeq lists its product as uncharacterized. The record is from RefSeq and is a predicted model, not a curated record. The transcript has 3 exons. Lineage: Eukaryota; Fungi; Basidiomycota; Agaricomycetes; Russulales; Bondarzewiaceae. The annotation marks the transcript as partial.